Molecule: messenger RNA, 2136 nt
Organism: Daldinia childiae
Lineage: Eukaryota; Fungi; Ascomycota; Sordariomycetes; Xylariales; Hypoxylaceae
Product: ATPase family gene 2 protein
Exons: 3
Coding region: 1-2136 (711 amino acids)
Cellular component (GO): cytoplasm
Molecular function (GO): ATP hydrolysis activity; ATP binding
Source: RefSeq, a predicted model, not a curated record
AUGGGGAAAGACGACUUCAAAGUUCGGCUACAGCCGCAAGACGUAGCCAACCAGAAAAAUCCCACGUAUAAAAACGCAGCUAAAAUAUUUAUCCAUCCCACCACUUUUGCUCAAGGGGGCUUCACCACCGCACAUCUCUGCAAUGUCGAAACGGAUGGACCUACUCGGUGGGAGGCCGUUGCGUGGCCGGCUCCAGAUAAGAAUGUUGCCAACAACAUUAUCUCCGUUAGUCGAGUAUUUCAGAAACUGGCCGGUCUAGAAUUAGGCCAGUUCGCUAAGGUUACUCCUGGCAACGGGCCGGUUCCUGACGCCGGGGUGGUCAUCAUGAGAGAAAUAACCCCGGAUCCUCUCCCGCUACCUGCUUCGGAACAGACUAGGUGGCAAUACCAUCUUGAAAGUCGAUUAGAGGUAGCUGAAUUCAUCUUGCCGAGCAUGUCAUUUGAUGAAAUAGUCUUAAACGGGUCAAGACGUUCGUUUGUGGUUAUAUCUGUAAAUGGCAGAACUGAUAGUGUUGCCAAGUACGCUCCCAGAUCUACGGUCGUCGAGUUUUUCAACGAAGACGCUGUCCAGAUUAGGGGUAAAUUGGAAGUUAGCCCGCUUCCAGGAAUGAAGCGCCAAAUAGAAGAGCUUAACGAAUUCUUCAACGACUUCGACGUCGAGUUUGAAGGAUAUACUACACCAACUUACUCCUGUGGAGUCGUUAUCUAUGGAAGUCAUGGGACAGGGAAGUCGAUGUUACUUGAUCAUAUCGCUGCGACUAGUUGGGGUAGAGUCGUUCGACUAAGUUAUAAUGAUAAGCCGUCAACUAUCCAUAUCUGUUUUAAAACCGCCCUGGAGCAGCGCAGCCCUACCAUACUUUUAUUAGAUGAUAUAACAAAGUUAAUAGGCAAGGAGCAGUCGAAUCGCCAGGUUAUGGUUGAGACAAUUGGCGAGGGGCUUGAUGCAUUAUCGAAUAGGGCGCGCCAGCAAAAUAGGAGACCGCAUGUUUUAGUCAUUGCUACCUGCCUUGACUUCUUAAACGACAUUCCUCACGCCCUUCAACGACCCGGCCGGUUCGAGGAACAUAUUGCUCUUCCUGUCCCAGAUGCACAAGGACGCAAAGAGAUCAUCCGUUAUCACAAGCCAACAUUCGACCCGGAUCUGUUUGAUCAAUACGUAUCAGAUCUUGGUGACCGGACGCAUGCCUACACCGGCGCGGAUCUACGGAAGGUUCUCUACCGCGCUACAAAGGCAUGGAGGAAGCGAGUGGGAAGCCCUUCCAAGACGGAACCCUUGAUAUGGGACGAUGUGACGAAGGGGCUACAUGAAGUGCGGCCUACAGCUAUGCACGAUAUAAAUCUUAAGCCGCCUACUGUGCGCUGGAGUGAUAUUGGUGGCUACGAGGAAGUCAAGGUUGCCUUACAGAGAGUGCUCAGGCGUCCUACGGGUCCUCGUGCGAGGAUGUCGAAGCCACCAAAGGGCGUUCUUCUCUAUGGCCCACCCGGUUGCUCCAAGACCAUGACCGCCCAAGCCAUGGCGACAGAAUCCGAUUUCAACUUUUUCGCCGUGAAAGGAGGCGAGCUUUUAAACAUGUACGUUGGCGAGACCGAGCGAUCGAUCCGCAACCUGUUCAAGAGAGCACGCGAGGCUAGCCCUAGUAUUAUAUUCUUCGAUGAGUUCGACUCGAUCGCAGGAUCGCGGUCGGGCGGUAGUACAGGUGGAGGCGUGCAAGCGCUCACCACGCUACUUACAGAAAUGGAUGGGUUCGAGCGCAUCGGUGAGGUGUUCGUGCUAGCAGCAACGAAUAAGCCAGAGCUUCUAGACUCGGCAUUACGGCGGCCGGGCCGCUUCGACGAGCUGAUCUAUGUACCGCUACCAGACGCUAAAGCACGCGAGGCCAUUUUUGCCGCCAAAGCUAGGGAGUUGGGUUUCCCGGAAGAUGGGACUGUUGAUCUACCAGAGCUGGCACGCCAGAGUGAGGGGUACUCAGGGGCAGAGGUCGCACGAAUCUGCGACAAGGCGUUCUGGGAUGCGGAUGAGGACGAGGGAGUCUCGGCUAUGGGGGUGCUGCUUACGGCGAUACAGAAGACGCCGAAGUUGGUUACUAGGGAUAUGCUGGAUCAUUAUAGGGACUGGCAGGAGAAGUUUAGGUCGUAG